This is a messenger RNA of Closterium sp. NIES-67, 265 nucleotides long. Lineage: Eukaryota; Viridiplantae; Streptophyta; Zygnematophyceae; Desmidiales; Closteriaceae. The record is from the annotation of a GenBank genome assembly.
GCACGCAGCUGCUGCAACAAGGGCAGCAGCAGUGGCAGCAAGCGCAGACGCUGUUGUGAGAGGUGGAGGAUACUUUGGUGGAAGACAUCCAGGAGGCAGUGCAAUAAUCUCAGCAGCAGUAUCGUCAGAUCAGAGGCCUCAGAUUGGUUUUAAGGUACCCUGAUUGCACAGGGUUCCCCCCCACCUUGUUCCCUGAUUUGACAGGACUACAUAAAAUUUUUCCGCUGAGCUGACAGGGGUGUCUUAAAAAAAAAUCCUGAGUUAA